AUGACUCUUGAUGCCAAAUAUUUUAGAAGAUCAGCAGCAGCAGUUCACUCUGUUCUCAAGCAUUCAUCUUGCCCAGAAAAUGUUUAUUUCCAUUUUGUGGCUUCGAAAAAUAAGGAUUUUCAAGACCUGAGAAAGAUGAAAUUGAUAUCAUCUUCGAUUCGUCAAGCUCUAGUUAAUCCAUUGAACUAUGCUAGGACUUAUUUAGCUGAGAUCAUCCAGCCCUGUGUUGAAAGGGUAAUUUAUCUUGAUUCUGAUGUUGUUUUGGUUGAUGACAUCCAAAAGUUAUGGUCAAUUUCUUUAACUGGUUCAAAAAUUAUUGGAGCUCCAGAGUACUGUGAAGCAAAUUUCAGAACAUACCUAGUUCGAAAACUAGGAUGCAAAGAUGUUCUUCAAAAAAUUCUCCUCCAUAUGGUGAAUUGA
Molecule: messenger RNA, 420 nt
Organism: Solanum verrucosum
Lineage: Eukaryota; Viridiplantae; Streptophyta; Magnoliopsida; Solanales; Solanaceae
Product: probable galacturonosyltransferase-like 10
Exons: 2
Coding region: 1-420 (139 amino acids)
Cellular component (GO): Golgi apparatus
Molecular function (GO): glycosyltransferase activity
Source: RefSeq, a predicted model, not a curated record